Messenger RNA from Bombina bombina (fire-bellied toad), 2355 nucleotides. RefSeq names its product LHFPL tetraspan subfamily member 7 protein-like. NCBI's taxonomy places the organism in Eukaryota, Metazoa, Chordata, Amphibia, Anura, Bombinatoridae. Bases 218 to 898 code for a protein of 226 amino acids. Gene Ontology annotation, cellular component: membrane. The record is from RefSeq and is a predicted model, not a curated record. The transcript is spliced from 3 exons.
CCCAGUCAUUCCUGCAGCCUUUGAAGUUGCAGCCUUCACGGAUCCCCUGUGUGUAGCAUCUGUCAUUAGCACAGGACCAGAUCCUGGCCAGGUCUCCCUUGCUGUGGGGAUGGUGAACAGGAACCCCUGGGUGCAUUCUGAUGUCAGUCUAGAAGGAUCCCAUUGUAUUUAGGAGGAGGGGAAGUAGGAGGGAGGAUUUUCCUUUUUUGCUUCCCAGAUGCGUUCCUUGCUGGACCCGAACAAGAAGACAGCAGGGCUGGAUGUGGCUUUGGGGCUGGCUCCCCGCCUGCAGCACAGGAUGUUCAGCUGUGUGUCCUGUUUCUGGGUGCUGCUCUCUGCCUGUCUGGUGGCUGUGUGCAGCUUCAGCUUCCUCUCUCCCUCCUGGAUCGUGAAGUCCGCCAGUGCUGACGGACAGGAGCCUGUGAGCUUUGGGUUACUCUGGCAUUGCUCUGAGAGCUUGGAACAGAUCUCCAGCUGUUACACCUUCGGAGGGUUGGCCAGAUUCAACGACAUUCCGUCCAGCUCCUGGCAGACAAGUGCUGUUCUGUGCUCUGGAGGUUUUGCGCUUCUGGUAAUUAGCUGCUUGCUCGCUAUUGUCACCUUGUUUCUACGCAAUGGGCUCUGCCAGAGAAGACUCUGCACCCUUGCAGGAUAUAUGCAGACUGCUGCAGUGUUCAUCAUGGCUUCUGGACUUCUGGUAUAUCCCUUUGGCCUCAACUCUACUACUGUGAAAAAAUACUGUGAGGACUCAAGCAUAUACUAUGCAGGAGACUGUCAAAUUGGAUGGGGUUACAUGCUUGCUAUUGUUGGGGUCAUGCUGUCUGUAUUUUUGCCAUUUUUUGCAAAAUAUGCCCCCAAAGAACACCCUACCCCAACUCCUAUUCCCACUAUAUUAUAGUUUUUAUUUAUUUAUGAUUUUUGCAAAAUAACAUAUAUGCCUUGGAAUUGGCAAGCAGAUGGUAUUAGAACACUUCUUUACAACUAUAUGGGUCAACCUUACAAAGACCAAAAGCCAGUUAUUAGUCUUCCUACAACAUUAAACUAAACAUCUGGGAAUGAAAUGAUAUUACUUGAUUUAAUGUUCAUAAGCAUUUCUUUUUAUAUCUGUUCAGUUUAAGAUCUCUACCUCCAAAACCAUCUCCUUAAAUGAAGAAUGACAAUUUGUGAGAUAAAUGUGCAGAAAUAUUUUAUACCAUUAACAACUACUUCAAUGUAAACAAAUAUAUGUAUGGUACAGAUGUGCUGCAUUACUUGUAUACAAAUGUAUCAUAUGGUGAAUUGGAUAAGUGAGAAAAGACCAUAAAAUGCAGUUAGUAAAAGCUGCUAACAGUUUGGCUCAAACAACAUAUUUAUUUUCUUAAUAAGCACUGUCUCAUAAUCAUAAAUGUACUGGAAAUGUUAAUAGAUUUAUUUUACCAAUAUCAUACAUUCUCAAUCAUGCAUACAGUUUGCUUAUUUAUGUAUAUAUAAACUAAUUGCAGUAUAGCAUUUUUUUGUUUCAUUCUUUUCAGAGUUUUUCACUAACUAAUGUUGCACAAAAGAACAGUUUUGGCACACAAAACUAUAUUGUAUUAUGAAGAAAAAACGAAGACAAUAUGUUUAGCUGAAUGGUAUGGUUACUUUGCUAAUAUUAUAUUUAUUGACAUUUUACACUCAGGUCAUGUAAACAUUUCUUUUUAAUCUUGAUCAAAACAAUAAGAAUGUGGAGAAAACUAUUCCGUUCUACUAGAAGGAUGAGAUAUUCACCAGAUUAAGCCAUUCUGACCAGUAAUAGGUUAAUGUCAGAAAAUGCUGAUAAGAGCACUAACAUAUUAACAAAUAACGUGUUGAACAGCAUUAUCAGAAAAAAAUAACUAACUCAGCACUAAUAAAGUGUAUUUCAAAGAGACCCUGUGAGCUGUAGCAGUUAACAUUUUAUUGUCACCUAGUUUUUUUAACAUGGCGAGGAAAAUAAAUAUGAAAAUUGUAAACUUAAGGUUCUUAUCUGUGGAUUAGUUAACAAUAUAGAGUAAAUAAAAAAGGAUGUAUUAUCUUAUUUAUGGUCAUGGAGGUCAAGAAUCUUAAAUACCAAUCAUUUUGUAUGCUAUUAACCUUAAUAAAAAAAAACACAUUCAUUUCUUAAGGGGUUCACAAAAAUAUACAGAUAAUCUCUAAAAAAAAUCUUCUUAAAUGAUGGACAGUUUCUACAAAGAAACAAUUACAUUAAAAUCACAUCAGUAGAGGCAUAAUGUAUUUUGUAUCUAUGAUACCAAAAACAUCUGAAAAAAAGAACCCAAAUUAAAUGUUGUACUUUUUUGUAAUAUGGAAAUGAGCUAUCAGCUGCCAUUGUUAUUAAAAUAUAACCCUAAACAGUAA